AUGCAUCAAAGGAAAUAUUCUUUGGAGUUAAUUUCAGAAGAUCCACUACCAACACAUAUAGCUGCAUAUCAAAGAUUGAUAGAAAAGUUAUUAUACCUAACUGUUACUAGACCAGAUAUUGCAUUUGGGGUGCAAAUACUAGUGCAAACACUAAGUCAAUACUUACAGCAACCUAAGAAGACUCAUAUGAAUGCUGCUUUAAGGAUUGUUAGAUACAUUACAGCCCAACCUGGUCAAUGUGUGUUGAUGUCAAGCAAGCCUAUUCAAACUAUGAGUGUGUAUUGUGAUGUUGAUUGGGCAGCAUGUCGCCAUACUAGAAUAUCAGUGUCAAGAUUUCUAGUUAAGUUGGGUGAAUCACUUGUAUCGUGGAAGUUUAAGAAGUAA
This is a messenger RNA of Lycium barbarum (goji berry), 384 nucleotides long. RefSeq lists its product as uncharacterized. The transcript has a single exon. Bases 1 to 384 code for a protein of 127 amino acids. NCBI's taxonomy places the organism in Eukaryota, Viridiplantae, Streptophyta, Magnoliopsida, Solanales, Solanaceae. The record is from RefSeq and is a predicted model, not a curated record.